Molecule: messenger RNA, 1005 nt
Organism: Orussus abietinus
Lineage: Eukaryota; Metazoa; Arthropoda; Insecta; Hymenoptera; Orussidae
Product: tetratricopeptide repeat protein 12-like
Exons: 5
Coding region: 158-934 (258 amino acids)
Molecular function (GO): protein binding
Source: RefSeq, a predicted model, not a curated record
UUUACAGUUGUUAAUAAAAUUGAUUACAAAAUUUUUUAAUUCAACAAUUCUUUGACAUUUCCAUUCCUUGCGGGACUGCAGUUUCCUCGUGGAAGAUUCCCACCUAUGGAAGAGUUUGUUACGUUGCCAUGGUAAUCCAGAAAAGCAGCUCCAAAGGAUGGAGGAAUUGAGUGAAGUGAAUAAUGAAGGGUUUACAAAGGAUCAGAAAGAAAGAGUUGUAGAGAGUAUUGCACCCAUAAAUAAAUCUACAGAAGAGGAGUUUCAAAACUUCAUGCAUCGUGUCACUGAAGUUGAGAAAAUUGUGAAGAAAUUGGCUUCCUCCAAUAAGAAGGAACAAGAGUAUGGCGAGUUGCUGGCUGAUGAGAUCCUCAAAGAAAACAAGAAAGAAAUUACUGAAAAUGAAAUAAAAGUAAAAGUUGAACGAACCGUAAUCAACAAAUAUAAAAGCAAAGAAGAAUAUGAUCCCAACAAAAUGUCUCAAGAAGCUUUUAUGAGGUCCAUCGAGAAGGAUGCCAACGAAAGAGCUGAGGAUAGGAAGAUUAGAAAUGAAAGAGCAGAGACUUACAAAAGAAUUGGCAAUGGUGCUUUCAGGAAAGAAGACUUUGAAAAGGCGAUUACAUAUUACACAAAAGCUAUAGAGCAGAGAAAAGACUCCUCCGUCCUAUGGAACAAUCGAGCACUAGCUUAUAUGCAAUUAGGACUCUAUGAAAAGGCUCUGUCGGAUUGCGAAUGGGCUCUAAAAGCAAACAGGGCAAACCUAAAAGCCCUCUUAAACAGUGCAAAGUGUUACAAUCUCUUGCAAAACUAUGCAAAAUGCAAAGAAUGCAUAGACAUGGCUAAAGAAACAAAUCCACACAUGAUCAAAUUUAUAAAUGAAUUUGUAGAGGGUCUUAAUAACCAGCAGGAAGUUCCACGGAAUCAAGUACUCGACUGAGCCAUAAUAGGGUGUUAAUUAAUUUCAAACUAACUUUAAAUGCAAUAGCAGCUGAUUUAUUUACACAACUG